GACCCAUCAACCAUGUUCUGGGGACUGGAAUGCUUCCCGGGGAAGACGUACUCGCAGUCGCCCGAGGUGCCGACGCGGCUGUCGCAGGCGUGCCUGGCGCACGAUGCCGAGACUGGUGCGCGUGCGACGGUGACGUGCAAGGUUGACGGGCACACGUACAACCUGUGCACGCUCGAGGCUGGGCGCACCGACUCGCAGACGCUGGAUCUGAUGUACGGCGCGGACGUGCCUGUCUCGUUCUCGGUCAUCGGCGACGCGACGGUGCACCUCUCGGGCUACGUCAUGGUUGACGAGGAGCCUGAGGAGGACCAUGGGAUGUACCUGUCUGAGGAGCAGCUGGAGGACCUGCGGGAGCGCGGUCUGCUCGACGACGACGACAUUCUCGACUCGGACGAGGAGAUCGAGGAGAUGGACGAGGAGACGCGGGCCAACACGCUGAUGAACGCCAUGUUCUCGGGCAAGGGCAAGGGCGGCGACAACGAGAGCGACGACGACGAGGGUGAUGACGAGUACGUGCCGUCGGGCUCCGAGGAGGGCGACCACGACCUGCCGGCGGGCUCCGAGUCGGACGACGACGAGGCGCUGGACGAGGAGGAGAUGAUCCGGCAGUACCUGGCGCAGAAGAAGCGCAAGGCGCCGGCUGACGAGGCCGAGGGCAAGAAGGCGUCCAAGAAGGCCAAGAACCUCGAGGCCGAGGCUGUGGAGAAGAAGCAGAAGGCCAAGAAGGAGGCCAAGGCCAAGAAGGAGGCCAAGGCCAAGGCGGCCAAGGAGGCCAAGGAGGCCAAGGAGGCCCAGGAGGCCAAGGCGGCCAAGAAGUCCAAGGGUAAGGCCAAGAAGGUGACGCUCAAGAACGGGCUCUGCUACGUCGAUGUCGAGGAGGGCAAGGGCGCGGUGGCCAAGAACGGGCGGACCGUCACGGUCAAGUACAUCGGCAAGCUCAAGUCGGGCAAGAAGUUCGACUCGAGCAAGUCGUUCUCCUUCCGCCUCGGUGCCGGCGAGGUCAUCCAGGGCUGGGACGUCGGUGUCAAGGGCAUGCGCAUCGGCGGCAAGCGGACGCUGUACAUCCCGGCCAAGUUGGGCUACGGCUCGCAGCGCGCCGGGCCGAUUCCGCCCAACUCGGAGCUGAUCUUUGACGUCUGCCUUAAGGGUGUCAACUAAGAUGCGGAUCAAACAGUCUCUGUCGUG
Messenger RNA from Thecamonas trahens ATCC 50062, 1185 nucleotides. RefSeq lists its product as uncharacterized. Bases 13 to 1158 code for a protein of 381 amino acids. Lineage: Eukaryota; Apusomonadida; Apusomonadidae. The record is from RefSeq and is a predicted model, not a curated record. Gene Ontology annotation, molecular function: peptidyl-prolyl cis-trans isomerase activity. The transcript is spliced from 2 exons.